AUGGAGGAUCUCCUGAUCGGAGUUCAGCUAUCUCCGGCGAUGGCCGGGCAACUCAUCAUUUGCGCCUAUGGCCUUACAGCAAUGCACAGCUGGACCCACCGCACCGUGAAAAUGACCAGUGGCUUCGUAGGUGAAUGCCAAUUCUAUGGCCGGUUGCUCUCGAAGUUCAUGUUUGGUGUGAAAGCCGUCAGUGAGGCAGCCGAAAAGCAUGUCCAUCAGCGUCGGCGCACCUCUCUGCAGGAGAUUGCCAGCUUGUGGUCCUUGGUACUGGAUCUCUUUAUGUUGGUUCUCUUCGUAGUCCAGGCAACUGGAGUUGCACCACCCAUGGUGCACAGCAUUUCAUUCUACGUCACCGUCUCCAUCGGAUCCACUGUGAUGAGGAGGAUGGGAGAUCCAUCAGUGGACUUGACACCUGGACGCUUGAACCGAGAUAUGACGAUCAUGAGUUUGCUGGUUUUCGGAGCCACUCUCGGCAUGCCCCGCGAGCUCAUGCCUGCCUGCUACAUGGCACGAACUCUAUGCUUCACCUUCACCAACAGCCAGUUCAGCAACAAGGUGAACAUCAUGCUGGCACCCUUCUAUGUGAUGUCACAUUGGCUCAACUUCGAGCCAGGUGCGCCGACCGAGAAGCUUUUGUUUUCCAUGAUCGGUGAGGUGGUGGCUGUCUCGCUCAUGAUUUUAGUCGUCACCAACCUGGACACCAAGGAGCUGGGAUGA
Molecule: messenger RNA, 717 nt
Organism: Symbiodinium necroappetens
Lineage: Eukaryota; Dinophyceae; Suessiales; Symbiodiniaceae
Source: the annotation of a GenBank genome assembly